AAACUGUCCUCUCGCGAGACAGAGCGCUGUUUCCCAGGCAGCAGUGUGGUGUGUGCGCGAUAGAGACAAGGAAAGAUGGCGACGCAGGAGAGCGCAGCAGCUAAAGCUAUCGAGAGCAACGGCGAGGUGAGUAGCAAUGGGACUGCUGCAACAACAGACGGCGAGGCUGUGCAGACAGCUGAAAAUGCACAGCCUCAGCAACAGCAGCCAGCACCUAACGCAUGGCAGGUCAUUAAAGGAGUCCUCUUCAGAAUCUUCAUAAUCUGGGCGAUUAGUAGCUGGUUCCGUCGAGGGCCGUCCACUCCAGACCCCAACACGCCAGCCGGGGCCCCCAGAGUACCCAGCAGGAACCUGUUCCCCAAGGACACCCUCAUGGACCUGUACGUGUACUUGUCCCAGGAGGAGGUGUUCUCUGACUUCAACAACACAGAAGCCCUGUUUUGGUUCCAGAGGGACCUGGUCUAUGGAGACUGGACCGUCGGGGAGAACGGGGACGGCUGUUACGAGCAAUAUAAGGAGUUGGACAUCCCAGAGGAAGUGCAACACAACGGUUCCCUUUACAUGCACGUCUACUUCACUAAAACUGGAUUCCACCCAGACCCCAAACGCAAGGGGCAGUAUCGCAGACUGGCAACAGUUCAUACAACACGAAUGCUUAAUAAAUUCAAGCGAAGAAAGUUUAUGAAGACCAAGAAUCUGCUAACAGGAGAGACGGAAGUAGAUCCUGAAAUAAUCAAGCGAGCAGAGAGCCACGGCCCAGUGGAGAUUAUCUCUCAUUGGCACCCCAACCUCACCAUCAACAUGGUGGAUGACCACACCGCCUGGGUCAAAGGCUCUGUACCCCCUCCUCUAGACCAACAUGUUAAGUUUGAUGCAGUAAGUGGCGACUACUAUCCCAUCGUGUACUUCAAUGACUACUGGAACCUUCAAAAGGACUACUAUCCCAUCAAUGAUACCCUGAAAACCCUCCCACUGCGCCUCGCCUACUGCCCACUGUCCUUGUGGCGUUGGCAGCUGUACGCUGCCCAAAAUGCACGUUCACCGUGGAACUUCCUACCCGAGGACACCUACGAGCAGUCCGACGAAGACCAAGACUCUGUCAAGGUGGCCCUUUUGGAAACCAACCCGUACCUGCUGGGAAUCACCAUCGUUGUCUCCAUCGUGCACAGCAUCUUCGAGUUUCUUGCCUUCAAGAAUGAUAUCCAGUUCUGGAACAGCAGGCAGUCUCUCGAAGGCCUCUCCGUGCGCUCCAUCAUAUUUGGAGUCUUUCAGUCUCUGGUGGUGCUGCUGUACAUCCUGGACAAUGAAACUAACUUUGUGGUGCAGGUCAGCGUCUUCAUCGGCCUUCUUAUUGACCUGUGGAAAAUCACCAAGGUCAUGGACGUCAAACUUGACCGAGAGAACAAAAUCGCAGGGGUGUUGCCGAGAUUGGUAUUCAAAGACAAGUCAACAUAUGUGCAGUCUUCAACCAAAAUCUAUGACGAUAUGGCCUUCAAGUACCUGUCUUGGCUGCUCUACCCUCUGUUUGGCUGCUAUGCGGUCUACAGUUUAUUGUACGUAGAGCACAAAGGCUGGUACUCAUGGGUACUCAGCAUGCUCUAUGGAUUCUUGCUAACCUUUGGUUUCAUUACAAUGACGCCACAGCUAUUCAUCAACUACAAAAUGAAGUCUGUGGCCCACCUCCCAUGGAGGAUGCUCACUUACAAGGCUCUCAACACCUUUAUUGAUGACCUGUUUGCCUUCGUCAUCAAGAUGCCCAUGAUGUACAGGAUAGGAUGCCUCAGAGAUGACGUGGUGUUCUUCAUCUACCUUUACCAGCGCUGGAUCUAUCGGGUAGAUCCCAACAGGGUCAAUGAGUUUGGCACCAGCGGAGUGGACCACGUCCCGGACAACACUGCAGCGGAAGAUGCUGCUCCUGCAGCAGAAAGUGCACCUGCUGCCGAGCAGCCUUUCCACUUCCCAGAGCCUCAAACCAUGAUGUCUCCAGACGAGAGGCCUAGCGCUGCCCAGCCUGGGUCCUCCAUUUUAGGGGCAAUGUGUUACAGCGAGCCCGAGGACUCAGUCAAUGGCACCGAUGAGACGGCCAUCUUAAACCAGUUGCUGGAAAUGCCUGCAUUAUUGGACAUAAUACUCGACCCAAGCUUCUCUCUACCCUCUGGCUUUGAGCAGGGGCCCGACCCUGCGUUUGCAAACAUGGACAUGAACUCCAACCAGAACUUUAACUUGUAUGCUCAAGACUUUUCACAUUACAACUACAGCGACUUGCAGUUCAACAUGCUUGUCAAUGAGAGCCAGACUCUGCAGCCAGAGGCACAGGACAACUCCUCCAACAUGGUUCAGGUUAAGACAGAAGAGGAGCUAUGAGGACGGGGUAGUCAGGAUCAUGAAGCUCUAGGAAUAAUUAUACAUUUUGGGAAUUUCAAUUAUUUGCUUUCUUGCCAAGAAAAAGAAAAGAAGAUCGAUACCACUCUCACCACCAGAAUGGUAUGGAUCUUCUCAUCUACCUCUCGGCAAUAAAGUGUAUUUCCCAAAAUGUUGAAUUGAAUUUCUCCUCUGGAUUUAGAGCCAAACAAGAUUAUGUUGUCCCAAAUCCAAGGCUACUGCUCCGGCUGCUUGCACUGUGAAAUCUGUUUGUCCUUAAACCAUAUAUAUAUAUGUCUGAAGACCUUGCUGGUCAAGGCUUUAGCAACCAGGAGCAGUUUAAAAUUCCUACAUAUGUGCCAGUAAAUGCUGCCAGCAUUAACUGUGAGUAAAAGGUGAUUCUCACAGUUAGCAUAGAGAGCUUUAAAAGAGAACUCAUCAAAAUGUAUAUUUAACAUGAGAUCAAUAGAAACCCUCCCAUGACUCAUGGUCUAUUGUAGUAAAUGAUUGGCGAGGUAAGAAUGUAAUGUUUGUCUAAGGUCUGUUUUUUUUUUGUCUACGGUCUUAUUGUGUUUGCUUUGACAUGAUUUGGGGAAAAUGACCUGACUUACUACAAAAAGUUGAUGUAGGAUUUUAGUUUGAAAACACAAAAAGUCUCAUGUAUAGUAGUUCCUGAAUAGUAGUAGUGCUCUCCACUUUGUUCUUGCCUGGUAUUACUCUGUUGAUGUGGCUGGCACCCCAGAUGGCUUGUUUAUUCAUAUUUAAUCAAAUGCAAUAGAAAUCAGUCCUCCUCAUAUUUAUAGCUCUGUCUGUGUCAGUUCCUACUGUUUAGAGUUUCACUGUUGUGCGAAACAUUCAAAUUUCCACUCUCAGCUUGUCUCAAGUCCUCCCCCUUGCUGUAGUGCUGUAGUGUCAAUAUUUCAGAGAAGAAACAAUAAAAGGUCUGUGUUA
Messenger RNA from Etheostoma cragini (Arkansas darter), 3312 nucleotides. RefSeq names its product CLPTM1 regulator of GABA type A receptor forward trafficking (gene clptm1). Bases 76 to 2364 code for a protein of 762 amino acids. NCBI's taxonomy places the organism in Eukaryota, Metazoa, Chordata, Actinopteri, Perciformes, Percidae. Gene Ontology annotation, cellular component: membrane; endomembrane system. The record is from RefSeq and is a predicted model, not a curated record. The transcript is spliced from 15 exons.